Messenger RNA from Dermacentor albipictus, 1620 nucleotides. RefSeq names its product kielin/chordin-like protein. The record is from RefSeq and is a predicted model, not a curated record. NCBI's taxonomy places the organism in Eukaryota, Metazoa, Arthropoda, Arachnida, Ixodida, Ixodidae.
UUCAACCCCGCUUACUGUGCUAGCGACAGUGCGAAGUACUCUAGGAACGAAGCAGUCGACGGCUGGAACUAUAGAAAAUGCCCGGCUAUAUUAUACGGCUCAGUGCAGCAGGGACACACUGGAAAAAAACGUGCAUUCGCCGGGGCUUUCUGUUACGUAGGAGGAGGAGUCAGCAUGUUGCACAGAAAUAUUUAUUGGUCUGGUAUUUUCACUGUAAUGGUGCUUAGUUUUCUGCUUUACACUACAGCUUUAAGAGGGAUAUGGAGAUGCAGACCACCGAACUGCAUCAAGCGCCCACGGAAUAAGACCUGUAGAAGUCCAUGCGUGGGAUACUAUUGUAUAAAUGGAACGCUGCAGAUAGAACAAUCAGCAUUGCCGGACAUUGCAGUGCAUUUUACCAUGCUGGCCAGUGGAGCACCCGUAAUUUAUCUUUUGUGCCUUUCCCUCACUGAAGCGCUGAUGUUCUUUAAUAACGUCAAAUUUAUUCCGUAUCACUGCACCGUAACUCUCAGAGGGGAAUGCUUCCUUUUCAACAAGACAUUUACUGGGAGGAUUCGUAUAGCACGAAAAUGUGAAAUGUGGUCUUGUUAUCCUCAGAGCCAUACUGCGGUGGUAGUUAGGUGUGGCAAGCUUCCGCACGGCUGUUAUUCCCUUGGCGGACCCGACCUCCCACUCCCGAAGUGCUGUAGCAGCUACUGUGACCCAUAUAUGUAUGGCUGCCAUUACAAUGGAGUCAAGUUUAUUGGGCUACAAUAUUCUCGGCGCCCAUGCCAAAGACUGUCAUGUCAUCUAGAGAGCCAAGUCCUGGUAAAAAUGGAGUGUGGGGCACCUCCAGAAGGCUGCUAUCUCCAAGAAGGCACAGACAGACCGUUCCCGCACUGCUGUAGAGUCCGUUGUCCUGAGCUGAGUGUUUGUGUCACAAGUAAUGGCUCAUUGAUGAAAAGCGGAGAGAUCAUUAACUCAUCAGAUCCAUGCUUGCGCUACACGUGCAAGAACGGAUUCCUGUCGACACAGGGGCCCACAAUAUUCUUUGCACACGUAUUGCUGAAACAUGCUCGUCCAUGCAGCGCUUAUUGGCGUCCUUCUGGGAGCCGGAAGGGCCGUUGCCAGCGGCUAUAUAACCACAUUUGUCCCAAAGGCAGGAAAUGGAAGUGCUCGGAUCCUGGUCCUGGAUGCACGCGAGUGCACAACAACGAAACGAAAUUUCCUCAGUGCUGUGAAGAGAGAUGCUACGCUACAAGUGCCUGCAAACUUCCCAAUGGUGACUACCUGAGACACGGAGACUUUUUCAACAAUACCAAUCCAUGCGUGGAGUAUGGCUGCAAUAAUGGGAACCUAACUAUUAUGAAACAGUGCCCUCAAGAGAACGACCCCUAUUGCUUUCCUUCUCUUGGAACUGACCAACCUUUUCCCACAUGUUGUGGCGUGGCUAAACUCUGCUUAGGUGGGAGUGGCAAGAGAGCUAACAGGAAAAAGCGAUCGAAGGAAUCGAAGCGAUCGAGAGGAAACAAGGAAACGAGAAAUCGCAGUAGAUAAGCUUUGCAAGGCAGACGUUUUGGGACUCGUGACAGACGUCUCGGAGGCUGUACAUCACUGCAAAUAAAGAUGGUAGCAAGUGGU